CUUCUGUUAAACCGUUAUAACAAAAACAACUCGCUCUCUUCCUCUUCCUCUCCUCUUUUUUUUCUUUGGAGGACCAAAAGAGAAAAAAAAAUGAAGAAGCAGAAACUACAACACCCAACUAUGGACCACGGUAGAAACAACCCCUUCGAUGCGUUAUCGGAAGAACUCAUCUUCAUAAUCCUCGAUUUCCUCGAAAACCAACCAUCUUCGCUCAAAUCGUUCGCUCUUGUUUGCCGCUCUUUCCACUCACUUGAAUCCCGCCACCGCCGCAACCUCCGACCACUGCGCUCCGACCACCACAACCUCACGCGCCUCCUCACGCGCUACCCGAACCUCUCCAACCUCGACCUAACCCUCUGCCCGCGCGUCACUGAUCCGACGCUCAACUCCCUAGCCGGCGCGUGCGGCCACGCGCUCCGCCGACUGGAUCUCUCCAGGUCGAGAUUCUUCACCGCCGCGGGGCUGACGAGCGUGGUUGUCAACUGCCCGAACUUGGCGGAGCUGGAUUUGUCGAACGCGACGGAACUGAGGGACGCGGCGGCGGCGGCGGUGGCGCGUGCGAAGAAUUUAGAGAAGCUGUGGCUGGCUAGGUGUAAGCUCGUUACGGACAUGGGGAUCGGGUGUAUAGCGGUGGGUUGCAGGAAGCUGAAGUUGAUAAGCUUGAAAUGGUGCGUUGGUGUUGGUGAUUUGGGGGUUGAGUUGCUUGCGAUCAAGUGCAAGGAUCUUCAGAGUUUGGAUCUCUCCUAUUUGCCUAUCACAGACAAAUGCCUGCAAUCAAUAUUUAAGUUGCAACAUCUUGAAGAUUUGGUCCUUGAAGGAUGCUAUGGCAUUGAUGAUGACAGCCUUGCAGACGAUGUCUUCAAACAAGGGUGCAGGACGCUAAAGAAACUUGAUAUCAAAGGUUGUCAAAAUAUUAGUCAUGUUGGUCUGGCCAAGCUAACAAGUAUCUCUGGAUGCAUGGAGCAACUCAUCCUGGCAGAUGGCUCUCCUGUGACUGUUGCUCUUGCUGAUGGUUUGAGUAAACUCUCCAUGUUGCAAUCAAUUGUAUUAGACGGCUGCCUGGUUACCUGUGCUGGAUUAAGGGCCAUUGGAAAUUUGUGCAUUUCACUUCGGGAACUAAGUCUAAGCAAAUGCAUGGGCGUGACGGAUGAAGCUCUCUCAUUUCUCGUGUCUAAACACAGAGAUUUGAGGAAGCUUGAUAUCACGUGCUGCCGCAAGAUAACUGACGUCUCCAUUGCCAGCAUUGCGAAUUCUUGCACUAAUCUCACAUCUCUCAGAAUGGAGUCGUGCACUCUAGUUUCACAAGAAGCAUUUAUCUUAAUUGGACAGAAGUGCCAUUCACUUCAGGAGCUUGACCUAACAGAUAAUGAAAUUGACGAUGAAGGUCUUAAGUCCAUUUCUCGUUGUUCAAGACUCUCCAUCCUGAAAGUAGGAAUUUGCUUGAACAUAACGGACAGAGGACUUGCCUAUGUCGGCAUGUGCUGCUCAAAUUUAAAGGAGCUGGAUCUCUACAGGUCCACAGGAAUAACAGAUUUGGGCAUUUCAGCAAUUGCUCACGGUUGCCCUCGCCUUGAGACAAUAAAUGCAGCCUAUUGUACUAGUAUCAGUGAUAGUGCAUUGAUCUCCUUGUCUAAAUGUCCGAAUUUGAAGACCCUUGAAAUUCGUGGAUGUGUUCUUGUUACAUCGCUAGGUCUAACAGUUAUUGCAAUGAGUUGCAGACAACUACGCCGGGUAGACAUCAAGAAGUGUUACAACAUUGAUGAUAGCGGGAUGAUUCAGCUGGCUCAUUUCUCCCAAAAUCUAAGACAGAUUAAUUUGUCGUAUAGUUCGGUUACAGAUGUCGGGCUGCUGUCACUUGCUAGUAUCAGUUCCCUACAAAGUUUUGUCCUGCUUCACCAGCAGGGCCUGGCUCCAGGAGGACUUGCUGCGGCCUUGUUGACAUGCGGAGGGCUCACAAAAGUGAAGCUCCAUAGUUCGACAAGAUUUAUGCUACCAGAGCAGCUUAUUAAACACAUAGAAGCACGAGGUUGUGUGUUUGAAUGGAGAGACAAAGUAUUUCAGGCCGAAUUGGAUCCCAAGUGUUGGAAAUUACAGGUAGAAGAUAUAAUGCCACAUGAUUUUCACUGAUGAUUUGAAGUUUGCAUAUGGCGUUUGAUAUGCGAGUUUGCGAAGAAUUUCACAUGUUGCUCAGUCUUGGAUGAUUAACAGAACUCAACCAUUUCCUCCUCGUCCCUGGGCCUCCACCUCCACCACAGAGUGAAAUGGAAAAAAAAAAAAGUGUGAAUUUGUUUCGUCCAUUGGAGGCUAGA
Messenger RNA from Arachis stenosperma, 2309 nucleotides. Its product is annotated as F-box/LRR-repeat protein 3. The transcript has 7 exons. NCBI's taxonomy places the organism in Eukaryota, Viridiplantae, Streptophyta, Magnoliopsida, Fabales, Fabaceae. Gene Ontology annotation, molecular function: protein binding. The record is from RefSeq and is a predicted model, not a curated record. Gene Ontology annotation, cellular component: SCF ubiquitin ligase complex. Bases 91 to 2127 code for a protein of 678 amino acids. Gene Ontology annotation, biological process: SCF-dependent proteasomal ubiquitin-dependent protein catabolic process.